Messenger RNA from Anopheles funestus (African malaria mosquito), 1757 nucleotides. RefSeq names its product odorant receptor 67d-like. Gene Ontology annotation, biological process: detection of chemical stimulus involved in sensory perception of smell; sensory perception of smell. The coding region runs from base 494 to 1675 and encodes 393 amino acids. The transcript has 3 exons. NCBI's taxonomy places the organism in Eukaryota, Metazoa, Arthropoda, Insecta, Diptera, Culicidae. The record is from RefSeq and is a predicted model, not a curated record. Gene Ontology annotation, molecular function: olfactory receptor activity; odorant binding. Gene Ontology annotation, cellular component: plasma membrane.
UUUAUAUUCUCAAGGAAAAAUCCUACAGUGUUAUAUUACUGUUUGUUAUUCACCGUCACCGUUAUUAAUUAUUAUGUUUCAUUGAUCUGUGUUCCGGUAACAACAACUCUAUUAAAAAUCAUUAGAAACUUGGACAAAAAAACGAGAUGCUUUAUCGUGUGAACUUAAAUCUGCUUGACGGCUAAGGUUCGCAGGUGUUGUGGUUCAUCCACUUUGUCGAUUAUUUAUUCAAUUAGUUUCACGGAUGAUUUGAAAUAUUGUGCAUGAGCAAAAAACAAAACAAUCCAUUCCAACCAAUGUGCAUAAAUUGUUGUUACAGCAUGCAAACAGUGAUAUACAAAUCACAUACGAUUAACUCACACAUGGUACUCACACACUGGGGCAAUUACUUAUUUAAACCAUAUUGACUUUUUGCGUGUUGUGGAAAUGAAUUGAGUUAUAAAAUCUGAUAGCAUCACAUUGCCGUUCAUCAGUAAUACGUGAAUACGAAGCCAUGGAUACGUUGGAACAAUUCUACAAGUACGAAUAUUACUUCUCCAUACUCUGCAACGUGAUCGGUUUCAAUAUACUAGACAAAGGAUGGAAGAAAACUUAUCGCACCUAUAUAUCAUUCUUUCUGUGUGGCCAAUACUUCCUGUGGAUGGUUUGGUCGAUCAUCAUCGCUAGUGAUACGUUCGAGCUGUUGAAGUCCCUAUCGUUUCUAGGGUUCUUCUUUCAGUGUUCGCUCAAGAUGUAUUACACAAGCGCCAAAGCAACACAGUACGGCAUCAGUUUCGACGGGCUGAAGCAAACCAUCUACAUCGGACACACGAACGGGACGGUCGAGCAAAAAUCAGUGAUUGAACGUAUCUUUUUGGUGGUGCAGCUUAUUACAAAAGUCACAACUGUACUGUACACUUCGUCUCUGUUCAUUUUUUCACUUUAUCCGCUGUAUAUGUACUUCAUGGUAGGUGUGAAGGUGACGAUCUUUCCACUGUACAUACCGGGGAUUGACAUUUACUCGGCGUACGGAUACGGGAUCACCAACUCACUACACAUGCUGAUAGCUGUGUACGGAUGCAUCGGGGCAAUUGCAUCAGAUAUUGCGUUCAUGAUGUUCAUACUACAUUUCAUUACCUACGGUGAGCUUUUCAGGAUAGAGUGUGAACAGUUUCAGCAGGAUUUGUCGGAUGCUACGGAGCGCUGGGAACGACACACGCCGGAAUAUAAGACAUUCUGUCGACAGCGUAUGCGUGAAAUUUAUCAAUAUCAUCAGAACGUUAUCUUGUUCCUUGAGUCACUGCAGGAGUGUUAUCAAAGUAUUUCGGUGGUGCAAGUAGGAAGCUGCAGUUUCUCGAUCAUGUUUAAUCUGUUUUUAGCCCUGACGACCGAUUGGUACGCUACAUAUAGCUUCAUGUUUAUAUCCUGGUUUCAACUGUUUAUCUUCUCCCUGUUCGGGACCAUCAUGCAAGUGAUGAACGAUCGAAUGCUUAGAUACAUUUGGAACCUUCCCUGGUAUAUGCUGCCGAGCGAGGAACAACGACGUUUCCACUUUAUGCUCGCACGCAGUCAACUGCCUGCCGAGAUGGUCAUCCGAAGUGUCGGUCCGCUUAAUAUGGAAACUUUUACUGAUAUAAUGCAGAAAAUUUACUCGGCCUUUACCAUGAUGUACAGCUUUCUGGUCGAUCUCAGUUAAAUUCUUCACAAAGGUCAUGUUACGAGAAUUAUGUUCAGAUAAUGUCUAUUUUUUAUGUAGCUUAUUGGGUUUUUUGUUAAUU